AUGUCAUUGCCAAGGUUCAUCGUGAUCAAAUCCAUCAAUGCCAACGCGUGCCUUGCCUUCAAACAAGACGAUCCCUAUGAAGGCUAUGCCGAAUUCUCAGAAUCAAUGGUUACGGGCCCAAAUGCAAAAUUCGAAGUGGAGUCAGCUAAAGGUGGACUGGUUCACAUAAGGAACUGUAUUAACAUGAAAUACUUAGAACGAACCGAAGAGGGUUCCAUCUCUGGUAAAGCAGAUGAGCGGUAUUGGAUCACUGCAACAGCCGAGAAGAAAGAAGAGGACCAAUCCAGAGAAUGGUGCACCUUGUUCCAGCCACUGGAAGAAGACUCGGUGAAUAAAACUUACCGGUUCAUGCAUGUUCAAUCAAGCUGCUAUUUACGCCUACGCCAAACCUAUUCCUCGGAUAUUACUGCCGGGGUGUUGGCGACCAGCACGAAGAUCGAUGCUAAUGGCAACGAUGUAUUCAAAGUUAUCGAUUGGGACACGUUGGUGAUUCUACCUCGGUACAUUGCGUUCAAAGGAAACAAUGACAUGUUCUUGCGUCUUGCCGAGAUCGAUGGUCACCCGUAUUUACAGUUUUUAGGAGAGGAUAUUGGUGAGGCGGCUGUGGCAAUGGAGCGUAAACCGGAUUGGAUUUGGGUUGAUUCUGAUGACACUAAAGGUAACGAUAAGGACACGUUGUUUCAUCCCUUUAAAGUUGAUGGUAAGACAAUAGCUCUUCUCAGUUUAGGCAACAACAUGUUCUGUAAGCGUUUCACAGGUGAAGGGAGGACGAGCUGUCUUAGUGCACGCAUCCCUUCUGUUACCAAAGAGGCUUACCUAAAUGUGGUGGAGCCUGUGUUGUCGAGAAAGAUCGAAAAUCUCCGAUACGAUACCGAGAACGCUAGGGUGUAUGAUGAAAAGGUCCAAAUUGUGGCCAAAAAUUCAGCUAGCAACCAUACUAAACAAUCCAACACAAUGGACGUGAAACUUACCUAUACAGACACCACCACUAGUACUUGGAAUUCUCAUUUUUCACUAGGUCUUGAAGCUAAAGCUAGUUUCGAUUCGGCAUCCCGCUGA
Gossypium arboreum is the source of this 1059-nucleotide messenger RNA. RefSeq lists its product as uncharacterized. The record is from RefSeq and is a predicted model, not a curated record. The transcript is spliced from 2 exons. Bases 1 to 1059 code for a protein of 352 amino acids. NCBI's taxonomy places the organism in Eukaryota, Viridiplantae, Streptophyta, Magnoliopsida, Malvales, Malvaceae.